CGUGCCGACUCAGACUUUUAUAUCUCACUCUUAUUAUUUAGAGAAAUUUCUCAUAAUAUCCCGCCAACAUGGCCAAUCCAUCACCAUGCCGCGUCUUGGUCAUGGCAUCCGGCAACGGAUCCAACUUCCAGGCCCUCAUCGAUGCCGUCGCCGCGGGGCAGAUUCCCAAUAGCAUCAUCACACGCCUCAUUGUCAAUCGCUCCAAGGCCUUUGCUACAACAAGAGCUGACAAGGCUGGCAUUCCAUGGGAGUACUUCAACCUCAUCAGCAAUGGAUUUCUGCCCAAAGGCGAAAAGGAUGAGGCCAAGGUGGCCGAAGCACGCUCCAAGUACGAUGCUGCUCUCGCGGAGAAGGUCCUUGCUCUGGAACAGCGUCCAGAACUCAUUGUUCUAGCCGGAUGGAUGCACGUCUUUGCUGCGUCCUUCUUAGAGCCUCUUGAAAAGGCCGGCGUCAAGGUCAUCAACCUGCACCCUGCUCUCCCAGGCGAAUAUGACGGCGCGGGCGCGAUAGAACGCGCUUACAACGACUUCAAGGCAGGAAAAGCUACACGGACAGGCAUCAUGGUGCAUUACGUAAUUGUCAAGGUUGACCGUGGUGCGCCCAUCUUGACCAAGGAGAUUCCCUGGGAAGGCGAGGAUCUCGCGCAACUGGAGGAAAAGAUUCAUUCGCAUGAGCACGAGCUCAUUGUACAGGCCUCUGCAAAGGUCUCUGGAGAGAUUCUUGCUGCGAGGAAGUAGAAUAUUAUAAUGAAUGUAAUGAAGCAAAAUAUCAAUAAUGGUCUAUAAGUGCACAAAAAUCAUGCAACUCUACAUAAAGAUCACAACACUAUAUGAAUUAGAACAUAUGCCCCAACCUGGCCAACCAGCCGCCUCUGUUAGGGUCGACAUCGUCUUCCUCCACAUUGUUGGCCCGGACAACGCUCAAAAAUACGCUCUCCAAACUAGCAGCGGCCACUGAGUAACAAUCGAGACCCAGUCGGUCCUUGUUCUCUUCAAUCAGGUUGAUGACCUUUGCGAUGUGAAGCUCCUUAGAUGGCACCUUCUCAUCACCUAUGGGAGCAACUUGCGUUGGGGAUCCCGGGAUGGUGAAGCGCACUUGUCCGCCGACCAUAUCUCUUUCGAGCUGUGCUUGUUCAAUAUUCUCAUGAAUAAACGCCCGGACGGUAUCCAUCUCUUUCUCUGUAGACGAGGGCGCCGAACGCAGAAUCAAACUGAUAUUAUAGACGUUGCUGUACUUCUGGCGGAGAGCUUGUGAGGUUCCAAUUGCCAAUAGUCUUCUCGAGAUAAUUGCUGCUCGUGUCGCUAGCGUGUCGGCCUCUUCC
This is a messenger RNA of [Torrubiella] hemipterigena, 1321 nucleotides long. Lineage: Eukaryota; Fungi; Ascomycota; Sordariomycetes; Hypocreales; Clavicipitaceae. The record is from the annotation of a GenBank genome assembly.